Perognathus longimembris pacificus (Pacific pocket mouse) is the source of this 977-nucleotide messenger RNA. It is a transcript of the gene Cd302, whose product is annotated as CD302 molecule. Gene Ontology annotation, molecular function: signaling receptor activity. The transcript has 6 exons. Lineage: Eukaryota; Metazoa; Chordata; Mammalia; Rodentia; Heteromyidae. The record is from RefSeq and is a predicted model, not a curated record. Bases 211 to 900 code for a protein of 229 amino acids.
AGAGAAUCUUCCUGAGGCAGCACGCCAGCCCCUUUCUGAGACCAGGGCCGGGCUUCCCCCUCGUGGUCCAGGUCGACUGUGGGAUCCCGUCCCUCCGCCCCCGGGCAGGCAGGGGGCGGGGGCGCCCCGCAGCUCCGCACUUCCCAGAAGAGGAGAGAAGCGGCGCCCGCGGCAGGCAGCCCCAAACCGCCCGCCCUGCCAGCCGCUGCCAUGUCCCGGGCCGCGCUGCCCGCGCUCCUGCUGCCUCUGCUGGGCCUCGGCACCGCCACCGUCGCGGACUGUCCUUCCACCUGGAUUCAGUUUCAAAACAGCUGUUACAUUUUUCUUGAAGAAGCCAUCAAAGUAGAAAGCAUAGAAGAUGUCAGAAAUCAGUGUACUGGCCAUGGAGCGGACCUGAUAAGCAUACAUACUGAAGAAGAAAAUGCUUUUAUACUCAACACUUUAAGAACACAAUGGAAAGGCCCAGAGGAUGUCCUCCUAGGCAUGUUUUAUGACACAGACGAUGCAAGUUUCAAAUGGUUUGACAACUCAAAUAUGACAUUUGAUAAGUGGGAGGAGCAGGAAGAUGGUGAGGAUCUUAUUGACACCUGUGGUUUUCUGUACACUAAGACUGGUGAAUGGAAAAAAGGAAAUUGUGAAAUUUCUUCUGUGGAAGGCACACUUUGUAAAGCAGCAAUCCCAUAUGACAAGAAGUACUUAGCAGAUAACCAUAUUUUAAUAUCAGCUUUGGUGAUUGCUAGCACAGUAACUCUGGCAGUUUUGGGAGCGAUCCUUUGGUUCUUCUACAAAGGAAACUCUGGCUCUGGUUUCACUGCAGGUUUUUCAAUGGCACCCCAAUCACCUUAUAACGAUGAUUGUGUCUUGGUAGUUGCUGAAGAAAAUUGUGUUCAAUUCGACUAAACUUCUCAUACUCCCAGACCCAUACAUCAAAUACUAAUUCCUGUGCAAUAUUUGAAUAUAAAAAUGACAGAAAAUAA